UGUCAAGUCAUGUAUGGUACUCCAACUCUUUUUGCUUUUUUCAUUUUACUAUUUGUCUUUAUUUUUCUUACUUUACUUUUUCUAUUCGGUUUUAAUUUUUUUUCCCCCUAAUUUACUAGCCUUUUCUCUCACGGUAGCGUUAUAUAGCCCACACCUCCAUGUACACUUCUGACAGGUCCAGACUGGGCCAAAAGUGUUCAUUUACGUUGCAACUUUCCUGCCAAACAAAAUCCAGACCUUUUCUGAUAGUACUAGGAUUGAUGUAUGAAAGACAGUCUAGGCAAACCUGGCAUGCCCCCCCGGCGCUUUUCUGUAAAUUUCCCUGCGGUGCAGUGGUCGUC
Messenger RNA from Aspergillus caelatus, 341 nucleotides. RefSeq lists its product as uncharacterized. NCBI's taxonomy places the organism in Eukaryota, Fungi, Ascomycota, Eurotiomycetes, Eurotiales, Aspergillaceae. The record is from RefSeq and is a predicted model, not a curated record. The coding region runs from base 14 to 172 and encodes 52 amino acids. The transcript has a single exon.